GCUGAAAACGGGACGCACAACGGCUAUGUCACCCUCGAUGAAGAGAAAGGAAUUCUCACCUUGGCCAAGGGACUUGACUACGAGAAGGAGAAGUUGCUAUCCUUGACCAUUAUUGCGACUGAUUCUGGAUCGCCACCUCUCUCAUCGGAGGCCGUCGUGACUGUACAGGUGUGUUACUAA
Molecule: messenger RNA, 180 nt
Organism: Haemonchus placei
Lineage: Eukaryota; Metazoa; Nematoda; Chromadorea; Rhabditida; Trichostrongylidae
Source: the annotation of a GenBank genome assembly